GUGUUGGGCGUGGAGUGCAAUAAACUAAGACACCGAUCCUUGGCCGACUCGGUUAAUAUUUUCUUUAUUAAGUUCAGAAACGAAUUAUCAAGAAAGGGUUUCAAAUUCGCUACCUCUCUUCAGAAAUCAGAAUAGUAAAAGGUUUUGGCUGUUUGGCAAUGUCGAGCAAUAAAGAUGAUGGAGCAGCGGAGAGAAUCAAGGCAGCUGCUCUAUCAGCUGCGAAGGGGCUGAGCCGUGCCCAGGCGGAGCGGGCUGCCACUGCGGCUGCACGGAAUGUGAAUGCAUAUGGGCAGAAGGAAGAGGGCCCGAGUAGAUGGCAAGAGAGGAAAGAAGCCAAGAGGCAAAUGUAUUUGAUGAGUACUGAGAAACAAGUGAGAUUGGGUGAAAGGAAGGAUCUCAAGAGCUCGACUUCAUCAGUUGCUUCAGCUUCGCAAUGCCAGAAGUGCUACCAGAUGGGGCACUGGACCUACGAAUGCAAGAAUGAGAGGGUUUACAUCUCAAGACCUUCGCGAACACAGCAGCUGAAGAACCCGAAGCUGAGAAUGAAGGUCUCCAUCUCUUACGACUUGGAUAACCCGGAUGUUCCCGUGGAGGAUAAGGGUGAAAAGCGGGUGAAGAAGAGCAAGAGGAAGCAUAAGUCUGAUAAGGGGUCUGAUAACGAUAGUGAGGCCUCAGUUUUUGAAUCUGACAGUGUCGCCUCUUCAGUGACGGGUUCAGAUGAGUCUUCAGGGGACAGCGAGUCCAGUGAUAGUUCCUCGACUGAUUCUGAAGAGGAGAGAAGGAGGAGUAGGAAGAGCAAGAAGAAAAAGAAGCAGCAGAGGAAGAGAAGGCAUCGGAGUUACAGCUCUUCAUCGGAGUCCUCAGAGUCUGAUUCUGGUUCGGACUCUGAAUCUGAGGAUAGGAGUAGUCGAAGGAAGGGUAAGAGCAGGAGGCAUGGCAAAAGGCACUGAGUGGUGAAAGUUGUGGACUUUUUCUCUACUGAGAUGAAGUGAACUAGUGUUUUGAUACUCUCCUCUUCUUCUAUUAGGAAUUAGGCUUGUUUGCGUUGAGCCGUGCUUUUUUGUUGUUGUUCAUGUUGUUUCGUAAUUGAGAAGGAGAUCGAUGUAUGAUUUGUUUGACAUUUGAGAAGCUCUCUAGCUAUGAUGAUAUGAAUAUUUCCAUGGAGGUCAGCUUAAUAAUAAUAGCUAUGUUACAGUUA
Messenger RNA from Salvia splendens (bonfire salvia), 1198 nucleotides. Its product is annotated as zinc finger CCHC domain-containing protein 10. Bases 159 to 950 code for a protein of 263 amino acids. The record is from RefSeq and is a predicted model, not a curated record. Gene Ontology annotation, molecular function: zinc ion binding; nucleic acid binding. The transcript has 3 exons. Lineage: Eukaryota; Viridiplantae; Streptophyta; Magnoliopsida; Lamiales; Lamiaceae.